Haplochromis burtoni (Burton's mouthbrooder) is the source of this 549-nucleotide messenger RNA. Its product is annotated as low-density lipoprotein receptor-related protein 1. NCBI's taxonomy places the organism in Eukaryota, Metazoa, Chordata, Actinopteri, Cichliformes, Cichlidae. The coding region runs from base 203 to 517 and encodes 104 amino acids. The record is from RefSeq and is a predicted model, not a curated record. The transcript is spliced from 2 exons.
CUGGGAAGAUAUCCAGGUCCAGUAUGUCUGGAUCUGACAUUACCUCCUGUACAUGAAUGCUGGUUUUGUUUUGGUCCUUGUGCUGUGGCUUAGCCUGGAUGGUGGUGAGAGUCAUGCAAUGCCUCUCCCCUCCCGUCGUAAUGUGGCUGUGUCCCUGCUUGCACUCUUCAGGCAGCUCUACUCUUGAACAAAAGAUGAAAUUAUGACUGCUCUCCUUGUCAUUUUGUAUAGGGCCAAGGGCUUCCAGCACCAAAGGAUGACCAAUGGGGCAAUGAAUGUUGAGAUUGGAAACCCUGCUUACAAGAUCUAUGAGGGCGAGCCUGAUGACGAUGCUGGGGAGCUGCUAGAUGCAGACUUCACUCUGGACCCAGACAAGCCCACUAACUUCACCAACCCAGUUUAUGCCACUCUGUAUAUGGGAGCUCACAACAGCCGCAACUCUCUGGCCAGCACAGAUGAGAAGAAGGAGUUGCUAUCCCGUGGAGAUGAGGAGCCCCUUGUGGACCCACUGGCAUAGACCUUGGUGCCGGAUCACGCUAUUCCAAACAC